AUGAUGACAUUAAAGCAAUUCUCCUUGUUUAGGAAGAGGGAUGUAUCUGUUGACCUUCGAGGCUUGUGGGCGACCUCUGCGCUGCCUUCACAGAAACUGGCCAGCUUUCCUACUUCUGAUGUACUUGAUACUAUUUCAGUUAAUCCAUUUCUAUCGCCAUACGUUUCCCAAAAUGGCCCCUUACCAACCCGUGGCCGUGUGCAGCCAACUAGCAACGGGCACAUUUCAGACAUUGCCAUCGUCUUCAGAAUGUUAGGCGUCACAACCCUUCUCGUUUUUUUUGCAAUCUCCUUCACGCUCUCUAAUUUUCUUUACACUCGCCCACAAUUGCCCAUUAGACACAAGAUUUAUUGGAAGAUACAAAGGAUUUUCUACUGGUUUCUUGCUGAACUGACUGCAACUCUUCUGCCGACGGAAGAUUUUACUACUUUGUCAGGCAUUCCAAAAGUCCGCUUUCUUCCCGACCGGAUUGCGGUUUCCACCUCGUUCAACUACCUCAUCUGCACCUGCAAACGGUUUCCAACUGUUGAUAUGCAGAAAAUGCCAUUUCUUGGCCUCCACCUUCAGCACUUAUUGGCUAAACAGUUUACAAUGCUUAAUCUCUCUAUUGUCUCUCGGGUGGGCGCAGGCUUGACCGCUAGUCUUACAUGUGCCCAUACAGUCAUAAAUUCGUCCUUAAAGGCGCCCAAACAAUCAGACAAUCUUUAUUGUUUCAGCGAAUUUAACGGGUUUCAAACCGAGCCGUGGUGCAUUGUCUGA
Molecule: messenger RNA, 759 nt
Organism: Protopolystoma xenopodis
Lineage: Eukaryota; Metazoa; Platyhelminthes; Monogenea; Polystomatidea; Polystomatidae
Source: the annotation of a GenBank genome assembly